AUGGCGAUGCUCCUAGGCGUUGCCCUAACUGUACUCCUUGGGAGCAGACCGGUCGCCGGUGGCUCUCUGAAAGAUAUUGAACAUGUAGUAAUUUUCAUGCAAGAGAACCGCUCAUGGAAUAGUUAUUUCGGAACUAUGGCAGGAGUCCGAGGUUUUAACGACCCGAAUGUGCAAGUUAACCCAGAUGGGUUGCCUGUCUGGCAUCAGCUAGUCGACCCAAAAGUAUCGGAUAAAGCACAAACCUUGCUUCCAUGGUAUCUAGGAUACCAGGGAGGAAACUCAACCGAGGCGAUCCAAUGUAUGGCAGCAGGAAGCAACGGUUAUCAGGAAAAUCAGGCUGCUAUUAAUCAUGGUCUGAACAAUCACUGGGUGAUGAACAAUACUGCUUGGAGUUGGGGAUAUCUCAAAAGGAACGAUAUCCCAGUUCAUUUCGCCAUCGCAGAAGGCUGGACGACUGGUGAUAUGUAUCAGGAAGGACAAAUCACAGCUACAUGCCCCAACCGGGUCACCCUGGUGAGCGGCUCCGUUAAUGUACCCGGUGGUCCUCAGACUCCAGACCAGGGAGGCCCCUAUCUGGACAAUAAUGAAACUCCAGGCUGUGAAAACGGCAUCAACUGUUACCCACUCAAGUGGAAGACCAUCUUCGAAUACUACGAAGAAGCAGGGGUCUCGUGGCAGGUGUAUCAAGAUCGGAAUAAUUUCGAUGACAAUCCUUUGGCUUAUUUCCAACAGUUCCAAAAAGCACCCAAGUCGUCUCCUUUGGCACAGAAAGGACUGGCAUAUCUCGGGCUUGAGGGGUUCUACGCAGCAGCAGCUAAUGGAACCUUGCCGGAGGUUAGCUUCAUUGUUGGUCCGGCAGAGUUGUCGGAGCACCCGCCAUAUAUGCCGAAAGACGGAGCAUGGCUUCAAAAGAAGGUGGUCGAUGCUGUGACGACGAGCCCUAAGUAUUCGUCCACUCUGCUCAUGAUUAGUUAUGACGAAUCCGGUGGUUUCGGGGAUCAUGUCACCCCAUUCCAUUCUCCCGAGGGCACUCCAGGCGAUUGGAUGGAGGAUCCAUACGGAUUGUUUGGAAAUAUCUCCGUGGGACCAGGCGUUCGCCUGCCUUUCACUAUGAUCUCUCCGUGGACUCGGGGUAAUCGAGUAUUCACCGAAAGAGCAGACCAUAAUUCCCAGAUCCUCUUUUUGGAGGAGUGGCUUACAGCUCGGGUGCAUGAAAAUGUACAGACAGAUGAGAUGGUGCACUGGCGUCGAGAACACAUGUCGAACCUUGUCAAUGCCUUGGAUCUGGACCAUCCCGACCUUAGCAUUCCUCAUAUACCAGAUGCAGAGGAGCCCGCCACCAACUCCAAGGGAGGAUAUGUUGGAAGCUCCAACUGCGAAGCGCAAUACUCCGAGCCUAGACCCCCGGUACCAUACGGCGAGCAAGAAACAUCAGAGGCAUUGUGGUUUGAAGAAGGAUACAAGGAAUGUGUAGGAUAUUUGACCGAGGGCCGAUACCUGGUCUUUGAAAGAGCCGGACGAGCUCUCACGAAUACUGGCAACACGACGCAGGUGACGACCGCUGCAGCCAGUCCCGAUCACAAUGCGAAGAAUCAGCGAUGGGUAGUCCACUAUUCGAGUGGUGAGGAGAGCCAAAUCUUCAAGAUCUCGAGCGCUCUGGAUGGGCGAUGGCUGGGACAAGACGGGUCUUUGCUGCCAUCGACCAAGGGUAAGCAGGCGGCUGAAGUCAAGGUGACAUUUCUGGGGAAUGGACGGGGCUAUUCCCUGCAGUAUGUGGGCGACUCAUCGCCCAUCCUAAUUGAACAGCAGGGGGAUAUGGGCCUGCAGAAAGAAGGGGAAGAAGAAGGAUAUCGAGUGUGGAGUGUGAGCUAUCGUAAUUAA
Messenger RNA from Aspergillus wentii DTO 134E9, 1881 nucleotides. Its product is annotated as nonhemolytic phospholipases C family protein. Gene Ontology annotation, molecular function: hydrolase activity, acting on ester bonds. The transcript has 8 exons. Bases 1 to 1881 code for a protein of 626 amino acids. NCBI's taxonomy places the organism in Eukaryota, Fungi, Ascomycota, Eurotiomycetes, Eurotiales, Aspergillaceae. The record is from RefSeq and is a predicted model, not a curated record.